AUGACGAAAAGAACGAAACGAGACCGUUUAAGUAAAUGGGAUGACGGAGAGAAUCCAUUGAAUGACGAUCAGGAUGAUUACAUCUCCGAACGAUCAUCCAUUCUCUCGCUUGAAGGACAUUUCCGAGGUCCAGACGGUGCUACUAAGCAGCAGCAACAGCAGCAACAACAACAACAACAAUCACAACCGUAUCCACAAGGCGAUCAACAACAAUAUCAGGACCCGUAUCUCAAUGGGGAAGGACCACAUACUCUUCGAUAUUUCUACAAUGAACUACCUGAGCAUGGCGUACCUGCAGCGACUGUCGUUAAGGAAAGUAAGAAAGAAACGAAAAGAAGAAUAAAAGAAGAAAGGGAAGCAAGGCGCGGCCAAGGACAACUCGUUGAAGGACCUGGCGCUAAGCCGAUAGUGUCCGGCGAGAUGCACGAUAACUACUACCCUUAUUGGUAUUACUAUAAAGCGAAAAAUCCCGAUUGGAUUAUGCGUCAACAACAAUAUAAUAAUGCGCCGUUUAUGCCUGCUCCUGAGCCGACAACUAAAAUUGAUCUGACCGAGCCAGAAAAUUUACCUAUUGAACCUAAACUGACACUUGCACAACAAAAGGCACGCAAAUAUCAAUAUGGUGAUCGUAAUACACCCGAUAUCAAAUAUAACCGUAUGCGACGACGUUAUGAAAUGUUAGGUAAGGAUGGAAAACCAAUAGAUGGUGACGGAACUAAUGAUCAAGAAGGAACAUCCUCGAAACAAUAUAUUCCUUUGAAAGAUGGUGAUAAUGAAGAUGAUCCACGCUUACGAAAGAAUGGCCGAUAUUCUCGGUCCGAUUCACGUGGAAAGCUUCACACAGAAUAUGAUUGGGCUGAACACUAUACAAAUUAUAUGAGAAACAAAUCCGCUCUUGGAAAUCAUAGCGUAAACUAUAAACCCAACAUUCGAUCGAAACAUCGCAGAAGUAGAAAAGAUUAUGAUCCGCUUCGUGGCAUCUACGGAGAUGAUGAUGAUGAAAAUGGGCCUAAUGGAGAACGCAAAGAUCAAUAUUAUACUUCCCGUGGAAGAAACUAUAGUCCCAACGCAGCCUAUAAUCGUAAUAAUCGUUAUACAACUAGAUCUCAACAAGAUUACACAACUUCUUCGAAUCGUUAUGGCCAACAAGGAUACAAUCAAUCUCAACCACGUUCAAAUCAAAACUAUUCCGCACCGCACGGUGAUCGAAAUGGACCAAACGGUAAUAACUACAACCACUCUCAUGGUCAUUCCCAUAGUAAUGGUUACGGUUACGGUCACGGUCAAGGUCAGAAUGGUAAUCAAAGAAAUAACCACUACAUAUCAUCCAAAGAUAUGACUGGUACUGGCUUUCGAGUUAUGGAUGCUUCAGGACGUACUGGAAACGGAAACGCUUUGGUUCAAGAAUAUUCGCGUGGUCGUGGUCCACCAUCCAUCUAUAACCAAGGUUCAUUGCUUCCAUCGAUUUCACGUGAUUAUCUUGAUCGACCGCAUCCAGUGGACUAUUAUGGCACACAAGCAUUGACAAACGACUGGAAAACGCUAUCCUACGCGCCUCUAGUAUAUAAAUCGAACGCUCGAACGAAAUUUUACGAUCGUUAUUUGAGCAAUGUGAUAGAUAAACGUUUGUUUACAUGA
Molecule: messenger RNA, 1638 nt
Organism: Adineta ricciae
Lineage: Eukaryota; Metazoa; Rotifera; Eurotatoria; Adinetida; Adinetidae
Source: the annotation of a GenBank genome assembly